AUGUCCAGCACCAAAGUAUAUCGGUCCUUUACGGAUCUGCUUGGACUAAAUAAGCUUUUCUUGUCAGACAUCGGUCCAAAUUCGUUCGUCCAAAAAGCAUUGGGAAAUUGCAAAGAACAACAAAUUCUGCAAAGUUUGGGCUGCAACUCACUGGAAGAGCUAACAAAGAAAUCGUUGCCCCUUCUUUCCAAAUAUGAUAUGAUCAAUGAUGUUGACCUUCAGGCCUCGCUGUCAAAGUUGGCUCUUGAUAGCGGAAGUUCGGAGCAUUUUUUGUUGUCCAAGGUAAUUCCGAGAAUCUUGGAGCUGAACAGAGACCCGGAAAGCUAUAGCCUAUUUCUUGGACAGGGCUAUUAUGGGACUGUUCUUCCACAGGUGAUCAAGCGAAACCUGGUUGAAAACCCACAGUGGUAUACAUCCUAUACUCCUUAUCAGGCGGAAAUCAGUCAAGGCCGUUUGCAAGCCCUGUUUCUAUACCAGCAUCUAAUUACCGAGUUGACGGGCAUGGAUAUUGCAAAUGCAAGCUUGUUGGAUGAGCCCAGUGCCGCGGUAGAGGCGAUUUCGGUUUCACUGGCACUUGGGCGUCGGAGGAAAAUCUGGGCGUGUAAAAAUAUUUUUGCACAAACCAAGCGCGUGUUAAUUGGCAAGGCAUCGAUUUUUGACGCCGAAAUUGUUUUUGGCAGUGUUGAUUGUGCGGGAAAUCUGUUUCCGCCAUUGGAUGAUUCCUACUCCUGUGUGUUUCUUGUCAUUGCUGAAGCGUGCCACCGUUUCGGGGUAGUUUUGAUUUUUGCUGUUGACCUGUUGUCGCUUACCCUUUCAAUGCCCCCACAUAUGGCAGACAUUGUGGUUGGAUCUUCGCAGCGCUUAGGAAUGCCGCUAGGAUAUGGCGGCCCCGGCGCUGCGUUUAUCGCUUGCAAGAUGAAGUAUGCCCGGAAAUUGCCGGGAAGAAUCGUGGGAGAAUCGAUCGAUUCGCAGGGAAGAAAGGCAUACCGGCUAUCUCUCCAGACGCGAGAACAGCAUAUUAGGAAAGAGAAGGCAACUUCCAACAUUUGCACAGCCCAAGUUUUACCGGCCCUGGUGGCUACCUUUUACUCCAUAUAUCAUGGACCCGAGGGCCUGGUCGCUAUUGCAUGUCGAAUACGGUUUUUCGCUCACAAGUUAUGGCAGACGCUUUCUUCGUUCGGAUAUUCCUUUUUUGACGAGGAUUUUUUUGACACCUUGGCACUCAAAAUAUCAAAUGCAUCUUCAGUGGUCUCUCAGGCACUUGAUAUGAAUAUUGCACUAUGUUGCGUCGGUGAUGAUGGCGAUACCGUUUUAAUAUCCGUGUCGGAGGUCACUACUAUCCAGCACCUUUUAGACUUGUGUGUAUUUUUUGCAUCGCUUUCAAACAGGGAGCUCGAUGUAGAGCAAUUGGCAGAGCAAUUUCAGGCGUAUCGAGCCAUCGAUCCCUCGUCUUUACAGAAGAGACCAAAGUUUUUGCAGUCACAAGAGUUUUUGUGUUUCCAUUCAGAACAGGCAUUCACUAGGUUUCUAUUUUCUCUCGCAAAAAAGGAUAUCUCGCUUGUUGACAAUAUGAUUCCGCUCGGAUCGUGUACUAUGAAGCUGAACCCAUGUUCGGCCCUUGCGCCGUUUACUAAUCCGCUCUGGAACAACAUACAUCCACUUGAUCUCAAGUCGAUUCUGCUAUUUCUGACCGGCUUUGCUGACAUCACUUUUCAGCCGGCAUCUGGUGCCCAAGCAGAAUUUACGGCUCUUUCGAUGAUCAAAAAAUACCACGGCAGCCGCAGAAAGACGUUGUGUCUGAUACCGGAAUCGGCACAUGGAACCAACUUUGCCAGUGCCUCGUUGGCUGGGUUUGAGAUUCGGAAAAUUAAAUGUCAAUCGGCGACGGGGUCCAUCGAUAUGGACUCGUUGGUAGAGUGCAUUUCAAAAGCCGAAUUUGAGGAUCCAGUCCAUGGUCUUGCUAGCAAUAUUGCAUGUAUGAUGAUCACGGUGCCCUCGACAUAUGGAAUUGAGGAGCCCAAUUUGAAGCUUAUUUGCCAGAAAAUCCAUGCUGCUGGCGGGAUUAUGUAUUUGGAUGGUGCCAACCUUAAUGCUUUCUUGGGCAUUGCGCGCCCAGCAGACCUCGAUAUUGACAUGAUGCACAUCAAUAUGCACAAGACUCUCUCCAUUCCUCAUGGAGGAGGCGGGCCUGGAAUGGGGCCAUUGCUUGUAAACGAGAAGAUCAGGGAUUUCCUACCCACGCACCCUUUUCCCUCCUUUGAAGGUGGGAACUGUUCUUCACUCGGUAUUGAGGCCAUUUCGGGAGCACCCUAUUCGUCUACCUCUCUGCUGAUAAUCCCAUGGAUCUACUUGAGGUUAUUGGGGUACUAUGGGACCAGAAAGUCAUCCCAGCAUGCCUUGGCAAACGCCAACCACUUGGCAAAGGAAUUAGAAAAGAGGGGUUUUAGUGUGCUUUUCAAAAAUCCUUUCGGAUACGUGGCCCACGAGUUUGUGGCAAGGCCAACGGCAUUGUCGACCUUUCCCGUCACACCAACGGACAUUGCCAAACGAUUGCAAGAUUACGGAUAUCACGCUCCCACUGUGUCGUGUCCAAUUUCAGAUGCCUUGCUUAUUGAGCCGACGGAAAGUGAAAGCAUUACAGCUAUCAACGAGUUUGCUACCGCCAUGGGGAGCAUUGCAGCCGAAAUCGAGGAGGGACGAAUCGAGUUACUCAAGGAAUCUCCGCAUUCGACAUUGUCUGCAAUUUCUUUCCAUGCCACACCGGUGGGCCGGGUCAACGAGGAGUAUGGAGACACCCGCCUCAACUGGGCAUGCUGCUGCAAAGUAUUUUUGUCUUUAAAUGCUGGUCAAAAUCAAGGUUUGUCGCUCGUUUUACUUAAUCCGUAG
Molecule: messenger RNA, 2886 nt
Organism: Mitosporidium daphniae
Lineage: Eukaryota; Fungi; Microsporidia
Product: glycine dehydrogenase
Exons: 4
Coding region: 1-2886 (961 amino acids)
Biological process (GO): glycine decarboxylation via glycine cleavage system
Cellular component (GO): glycine cleavage complex; cytosol
Molecular function (GO): glycine dehydrogenase (decarboxylating) activity; glycine binding; pyridoxal phosphate binding
Source: RefSeq, a predicted model, not a curated record